Messenger RNA from Cooperia oncophora, 924 nucleotides. NCBI's taxonomy places the organism in Eukaryota, Metazoa, Nematoda, Chromadorea, Rhabditida, Trichostrongylidae. The record is from the annotation of a GenBank genome assembly.
AUGGAGUCGGUGGCACAGUAUAUGGGCAGGUGGAUGGAAGUGGAAUUGACCGAUGGGAGGCUUAUACGCGGUCAAAUGAUGUGUACGGAUAGGCGGCCUAAUUUCAUCCUUGGCAGAUCCGAAGAGAGAUGGUCAGGUGAGACGGGUGAGCCAAGAGCGAUUGGUCUUGCAAUGGUUGGACGACAGCAUGUGCACGCAUGGAUAAAUAACCUCUCUUUUACCAAUGAAUUGGAACCUAUACCGGAAAUUGUCUCUCGGGAGCCAUAUUGGAAGGAAAUGGAGCGGGAGUUUAUUGCUCUACGUCUGCGUGAUGCUAAUGUAUCAAAGGAUUUGGAGGAGUCAAAUAUGUAUAUGUAUUCGCUUCGCCUUACAUUGGCUGCGAUAGAGGAGGCCCGAUGGCUGAAUGACGUGUCAAAAGGAUCCCGAGUUGUCUCGUUUAGUUCACGAGCCAAUUUUCGGGAGUUUCUUCCUAAAAUUGCUCCACUUGUUCUUUUAAAAAGCGAGGUCGAGCGGAUUGAUCCCAAAUUUCCCAUUGCUGUGAAUCGUAUACCUGAAAGUCUGGGCUCUGACGGAUCUUCUGCUGCAAACAUCAACGGGCCAAGUGGCGAUUGUCCUUCAGACUUGUACUGUCCACCAUUUGAGAUCAGAGACGAAAUCAAUGCCAAGCCGACAUUCUUCAGGAGCAUGAGAAGACCAACUCGACGCCCUCGCGUUGUACACGGUACGGUGACUGGAUCACCUUCCAGGAAACCCGAAACAACGUGGGGUGAAGCAGCUUCUGCAGCAUUGGAGAGCUUCGUGAAUAGAGAAACUUUACGUGAUGAACGAGUCUCGCAAUGGAUGGAUGAGCUUGUACGAAACACGGACAAGGCAAGUGUCUGUUUUAUUUUGAGCUCUUUGGCCUUUCCAUUAGUUUGCCAAUAG